This is a messenger RNA of Iphiclides podalirius (scarce swallowtail), 408 nucleotides long. NCBI's taxonomy places the organism in Eukaryota, Metazoa, Arthropoda, Insecta, Lepidoptera, Papilionidae. The record is from the annotation of a GenBank genome assembly.
AUGUGCGGUGGCGGCGUAGCUCGCAAUAUGGCUGAAGCAUUGUGGCGAUUGCGGGGUGGAGGGGUGCGUCUCCUUACCGCCAUCGGCGACGAUUCUGAUGGAAAUUACAUUUCUGGAAUUGUACCUGGAUUAUUACUUGACGGGUGUAUAAUUGAGGGAGCGCGAACAUCAAUUUAUUCCGCAUUAUUUGACACGAAAGGAGAAUGCCUUUUAGGUUUGGGUGACAUGGAUAUCCAUAACCAUAUAACUUCUGCAUUGAUAGACAAACAUAUGGAAACAAUAAGGAAAGCGCCGCUCAUUAUAAUUGACGGUAAUAUACCACAAAGUACAAUGAACUACGUUUUACAACUAUGCCAUACCUUUCAGAAACCAGGUAAGCUACAAAUCAAAAUGUUGCAAUACAUCUAC